Molecule: messenger RNA, 7049 nt
Organism: Anopheles nili
Lineage: Eukaryota; Metazoa; Arthropoda; Insecta; Diptera; Culicidae
Gene: dlg1
Product: disks large 1 tumor suppressor protein
Exons: 18
Coding region: 151-2817 (888 amino acids)
Biological process (GO): chemical synaptic transmission
Cellular component (GO): neuromuscular junction; postsynaptic density membrane; neuron projection
Molecular function (GO): kinase binding
Source: RefSeq, a predicted model, not a curated record
CGCGUUCAAGCGACCAGUGCACCCGCGUGGAGGUGAAGUCCGUUACGAGAACCGAGACCUGACCACCGACCGAGUGUAGGCAGGUCCUUUGCAGGAUCAGACCAGCCCCCCCUUGGGGCCACCUCGAUCGGAACCAUCAACCACAUCACAAUGCCAGUGAAAAAGCAAGAAGCACACCGGGCGCUCGAGCUGCUGGAGGACUACCAUUCCCGCCUGUCGACCCCGCAGGACCGCGCCCUACGCAGUGCCAUCGAGCGGGUCAUCCGGAUAUUCAAAUCGCGCCUCUUCCAGGCCCUGCUCGACAUCCAGGAGUUCUACGAGCUGACGUUGCUGGACGAGUCGAAAACGGUACAGCAGAAGACGGCAGAAACGCUGCUGAUUGCGAGCAAAUGGGAGCAGGAUAAUGCCAUCAAAGCGAAUGAGGCUAACCGCAUCAAGCAACAGGAACAGGAGCAGCAGCAACAGCUGCAGCAGCAAGCACCACCGCAACUUCAACUCCAACAGGACGUGGACAAGCAGGCGAUCAGCGAAUUGCCCUCGCCGAGGUUGACCACAACCAAAGUUCCAACAUCGAACGCGAAUGAUACGAAGCAGCUGAAUGGCGACUCACCGUGGGAGUACGAUGAGAUAGCCUUAUUGCGUGGUUCGACCGGGCUUGGUUUCUCCAUUGCGGGUGGCACCGACAAUCCGCACAUCAACCUCGACGCCUCGAUUUACAUCACCAAGGUGAUACCUGGUGGAGCAGCACACGUCGAUGGAAGGCUGCAGGUGAACGACUGCAUCGUGGCAGUGAACGAGGUGCGAGUGGUAAAUGUGACCCAUGGGGAAGCGGUCGACGCGCUCAAGCAGGCUGGUGACCGUGUAACACUGCACAUCCGCCGGAAGCGACCUCCAGCCCAGGCACCGAAGCUGGAGGAGAUCGAGCUGCUCAAAGGCAGCAAGGGUCUUGGCUUCUCGAUUGCCGGUGGCAUCGGCAACCAGCACAUCCCGGGCGACAAUGGCAUCUACGUGACGAAGAUCAUGGAAGGCGGUGCAGCUCACAUUGAUGGGCGGCUCGCCGUCGGGGACAAGCUGAUCGCAGUCCGAACACCGGACGGAGGAGAGCGCAAUCUCGAGAACGUGGUGCACGAGGAGGCGGUCGCGACGCUCAAGGCGAUCACCAACCGUGCCACGCUGAUCGUGCAGAAGACAAACAUCCUGCAGGCGCUCGCCAACUCGAUCAGAGGAGGAGGAGGAGGAGGUGGAGGCGGAGGCGAAACAGGAGGAGGUGGUGAUGUCGAGAUGUCAACUGCGAGGUCACACUCUCCGGCGUUUGGGCUCGAGAACAGCUCGUCCCGGUAUGCGUCCUCGAACGUGCUCGAAACGGGCAUGCCAAUUGGUACGCCGCGUGCUGUUAGCAGCGAGGACAUUACUCGAGUACCACGCACCAUCGUCAUCCGGAAGGGAGCAUCCGGGUUGGGCUUCAACAUUGUUGGGGGCGAAGAUGGACAGGGAAUCUUCGUUUCGUAUGUGCUGGCGGGUGGAGCAGCUGAUCUAGGUGGAGAGCUAAAACGUGGCGACCAGUUGCUCUGUGUAAAUGGCAUCAGCCUGUCGAACGCAUCCCACGAAGAUGCCGCUCAGGCACUCAAGAAUGCUGGCGGUACCGUGACACUGGUGGUGCAGUACAGGCCAGAGGACUACAACCGGUUCGAGCAGCGCAUCCAGGAGAUGAAGCAAGCCGUGGCCGCAGGCACUGGCACACUGCUUCGGACGUCCCAAAAGCGUACCCUCUUUGUGCGAGCGCUCUUCGAUUACGAUCCGAACCGGGAUGAUGGGUUGCCUACGCGCGGGCUCCAGUUCCGCCACGGUGACAUCCUGCACGUGACGAACGCCUCCGACGACGAGUGGUGGCAGGCGCGACGUGUGAUCGGCGAGGACGAAGAGGAAAGCAUCGGCAUCGUACCGUCCAAGAGGCGCUGGGAGCGCAAACAGCGAGCUCGCGACCGUAGCGUCAAGUUCCAGGGGCACGCCGGUGCCAAUAACAACAACCUGGAAAAGGUUUCCACGCUCGAUCGGAAGAAGAAAAACUUCUCUUUCUCCCGCCGGUUCCCGUUCAUGAAGAGCAAGGACGACAAGAACGAGGACGGGUCCGACCAGGAGCCUUUCAUGCUUUGCUACACACAAGAAGACGCUAACGCCGAAGGUAAGUCGGAGGAAAAUAUCUUAUCGUACGAGCCAGUGCAGCGCCUGCAGAUCACCUACACUCGUCCUGUCAUCAUCUUAGGCCCACUGAAGGAUCGCAUCAACGAUGACCUGAUCUCGGAGUAUCCGAACAAGUUUGGUUCGUGCGUACCGCAUACUACGCGCCCGAAGCGUGACUAUGAGGUGGACGGACGGGAUUAUCACUUCAUCGCAUCCCGCGAGCAGAUGGAGAAGGACAUCCAGAAUCACCUGUUUAUCGAGGCGGGCCAGUACAACGACAACCUGUAUGGCACGUCGGUGGCGUCGGUGCGUGAGGUGGCCGAGAAGGGUAAACAUUGCAUACUGGACGUGUCCGGAAAUGCGAUCAAGCGGCUGCAGGUAGCACAGCUUUACCCGAUCGCGGUUUUCAUCAAACCAAUGUCGGUGGAGUCGAUCAUGGAAAUGAACAGACGGAUGACCGAGGAGCAGGCAAAGAAAACCUUCGAGCGGACGCUAAAGAUGGAGCAUGAGUUUGGCGAAUACUUUACCGCCAUCGUGCAAGGCGAUACGAUCGAGGAGAUCUACGGCAAGGUGAAGAAUGUCAUCUGGUCUCAGGGCGGACCGACGAUCUGGGUGCCGUCGAAGGAAUCUCUAUGACCGCAGGCAAGCAUCACCUGGACGCUGCCACCAAAUAUGCGCGCCCGGCCCGUGUCCCGCUCCGGCCACCAUUGACGAUGAUAAAGCGGCGCUAGGAAAACGGGGGCGACGUUGGGAACAGGACGAAAAUAGAAAGAAUCGAAAGAGAAGAGUCAUGCAAGGAAUAUAUUUGAAACAAAAAAAAGAACAAAAAUAAUAGCAAAAAAAGUAAUUAGAAACCGACAGGAAUAGGAAAAGAGUAAAGUGUGGGGCGUCUGCUUAUCGCGAUCCACUUACGAGCGUAAUACGUAUUAAUAUCGAUGAGCAGCGCUCCCAAGCGACCGAAGAAUUAAAAGGUGAUUGUUUGUUACAGUGAAACAAACUAUACAAGGUGCACCGGAAGGCGAACUGGUAUAUGUAUCAUUAAAAACAUGUAUCGCGACGAUGGGUUGAGAGGUUCCGAGUGGUUGUCCCCUUCAGCCUACCGAGGCUGGCGGGACUAUCGAUCCGCCAGAGUUAGACACUGUUACUGAGUUGAGUAUAGAUAGCAAAUAGUGGAGAGACAACCCUCCCGAUGGCCUGACGGGCAUGGCGUUGAAGAAGACGCCGAAUCUAAAGGCGUACCAAUGCAAAGAAGCAGCUAGGGGUGGUAGAGCGAGACACGAGCCGAUGGCAAGCAGGAACAAUGGGGAUUUUGGGGAGGGUUAAUAAGGGCAACAAUAUACUUGAUCGUAUUUAUAUCGAAUACUAGAAUAUCUACGGCAAAAAAGGGAGAUUUGCGAACGUGUCAGAAAUGGAAAUAUGGAUGUAUUUAACACGAUUAAAACGAAGAAUUGAUGGAAAGAUGAAAAGGGAACGUUGGUUGAGCGAGGUAGUAUUUGGGUUCGAGAUGCGUUAAAUUUGCAAUGUUGUUGGAAGCAUGUUGCAAUGUGUUGAAAGGAAGAACAUAACGCUAAAACCAUUUUUGAUAGAUCCUUGGAUGAUCGAAAGAGAUGAUGAGGGUGUUUUUGCUAUAGAUAGCAACUAAUCGAAGAAGAGAAAAUAAGAAGAAAUAAAUAGAAAAAAGAUAAUGAGAUAAUGAAAAAAGAUGAAAAGAAUAGGAAGGAAAAAGGAGUUGGUGAAAACAAAUGGGAUAGAAGAGAGUAGUAAAAAAGAGCAGAAAGAAAAUCGAGUAAAUCCGAUAGUAGCAAAUAUGUUUCGUAUGCUUACCCCUAGAAAUCAGACGAGGAAUGUUGUUGUUGAUUAAAAUAUGUAAUUAAUGAUUUUUUUAAAUUUGAAUAAUAAUUUUAUUUUAAUUGUACCAACGUAUUGACUCUCGAAUGUUACAAAGCCGCCCCGCUCUUGGAGGUGUUGAUUUGCCGUUCGCAAAGGGUCAGGUAUGGUGUAACGAAGGGCAGAUUUAUGUUUUUCUCGCUGUUCACAACUGUUCGAAGCAGGUCCGUUCACGUUUAGCUGUUUCGCGGUAUUAUGGUGUUGAGCAUUAUCUGUAUUUUUAUUUGUUCUCCUUCCGGAUGUUUCAUUAAGGCAGCUCUCGUGCACGGCAGGAAAAAAAUACUGGACGUUAAAUGUUUGUUGGCGAGAAGAGGCUCUCUAUAUACUGCCAUUCGCUGUUUGGGUGGCUAGCAAUGAUAGAGACAGAGAGAGAGAGAGCUAGAGCAAGAGAAAGAGGGCAAAUAGUACCAUGAGUUUUUGCACGUAGCUUGUUUUUCGAGACUGUGAGCGAGGCAACCAGAAGUAGCAGACUAGAACCCUUAUUGGAUAUGCCCUACGGCUGCAGUAGGUAACAAGAAAUGGUUGGUAUUUAGAAUCAAAGAUUAUAAUAAUAUUGCAACCCCUUUCUAGCAGAUGGUACCCGAGGUUUAAAAGUUAUGGGCUCUACAAGUGCAGAAAAGUCAAAAAAACUCACUCAAGAGCCGUCGUGAUGCGAACGGUGUGUUAGAAGUGUACAUAAGCAUUCAGCAUAUUUAACUCUAUAGACUUUCUCUUUGGGUUCACUGAUCAGUUCUCUUUUUCUGGUUCUACUGUCUCUCUCUCUCGUCCUCUAAUUCACUGUGAGGCGCCAUUUUCGAUAGAUGGCCUCGGAAAGGAGAAAUACGAGUCAUACAGGUUGGUCAAAACCACCUUCUCCUAUCGUCUCCUAUCAUCACUCUAUCCUCAACCUACACCUACCCUGGCACGUAUACAAGAGCAGUUUUUUCACCAACACCUCCUCCUGCGGACAAUCAAACCAACUCUGGCGCGGGUGCGGCCACUCAUGCAUGGAACCGGACACCGAAUGCCAAAACAAGAGCAGUAUUGCAAGUGGCAACAACUUUGACCAAAUUUUACUCAUCCUGCCAACCUUUUCCACCAUCACCACCACCAGCAAUUCCGCCCCACCAGGACUGUGUGCCAAACUGAACGUGGAGCGCAAGGUUUACGUUCACGAUCCACAAGGAACCAAGUAACGCCUGGAACGAAUGAGCAAACGCGUCCCGCCAGCCCGCACCCGUGCCAUCCUUCACCGUCCCGGUGUUUUCCCGUUGCCCAUCCAUCCUAUCCGAACACCCGAUUGAGGCCACCUGCACAUAUAUGAGGAGGCGAGAAACCGUUCACGAGGGGCUGCUGGUCGUUAGGGGUAGUUUCGGAAGCUCUGUGAGACAGAGUAGACACUAAACUAGCUAACCAAAAAAUGAUAAACGUGAAAAUGUAUUCAAAAACAGACGCGGAGAAAACGCAGUGAGAAAACGUGCACAUAUGCAAAUGAUUCGCAAUACACACCCAUUCACCUUACACGCGUACACACAAUUCAUUGUCAGAGCAUUAUCUAGAAACUAAAGUACACUCGAAAGCGAACCAUGUAAGAAGAAAAAAAGUGAAAUAUAAAAAUGUGGGGCGCGCAGCUCAGUAGCAUAGAGUUUAAAGUUGUUCCCGCAGUUGCAUUUUGGUUUCGCAGAUCAGCUACGUGGUGGAGCAGUACAACAGUAACAACCAUUGGCAAAGCUUGGUAGAGCCCAUAGCAGUUGUAUCCGUGAGGGCGAAAUUUAAGUGGCGGACGGAGAAUGGAGGUGAUCAAAGAAGAUGAAAUGACAGAGAAGCGAAGGGAACGAUAACUAAAUUAUUCUAGUUGGCGCGCGUAAAACCAAAAAGCAAAACAAAAGCACAGUAACAAAACAACAACAGCAAAAAAAUAAUAAAACCAAGAAAGCAAAGCAAAAAAUAUAGAACAAGAUAAAUGAAUUAGGAAGCUGCCUUACAUAAAAUCCCAUUUUUUAUAGAAUGAAUUAAAACCAAGCAACAUCAAUACAUUGACGUUAGUUGACCGUAUUGGAGUUUGGCCAACGAGUAAGAAGUGUGUGAGCUAAGGAGAAUGAUAGAUCACAGUGGGGAAAUGAAUAAAAAACGACCAUUAGAUGCCACUAGAGGUCACCACAGUCGUUGCUAAUCAGCACUAACUGUGCAAAGCAGCCCAUACAAAUACGAAGAAAGAUAAAAUUUAAAGAUGCCUGACGGUUAUGGAAGGAUUAAGGAACAGAGGUUAAAACGAAAGGAGCGAUAGUGAAGGAAUAAAUUUGAGUAAAACCAUAUGAUGGGAAUCUGUCUGCUAUCGUGGAGAUGUUUCAACAUCACCGCCAUGGAAGGCCUCUGAAGUGAUGGUAAUAUGUCAGCUUUUAAGGUCGCGCACACAUACAUGUAUGAGUGUGUGUGUGUGGGUAUGUGUGCAUGUAAGCGAUUUGUUGGCGACUAUGGUACUAGCUUAGCCCUAACUGUCGACCCUAAUUUAUUACUACCUGUAAGACUAUCGGUGGGUGCGCGUGAACACAUGUGUGUGCGUAUUUCCGUUUCUCAGAACAAAAAUCACAAUCGCUCGUCCUUACUCGAUCGCAUAGCUCAUGUGCAGGACAUUAGUGAAAAAAGGGAUGACACACUCACACACACACAUAUAAAUAUAAAUAGAAAACAAAAAGAAAAACCCGUUACAGCAUUAUAUUGUUGAUUGAAAUGUAGAUCGUGUAAGAGAAUGAAGUAAAGAAGGAAAAAUAAAAAGAGAGAAGGAGAGAGAGAAAAAUACAAAGCAAAGAGAGAAAGAUAGUGAACUACACUAAGGCAAGCAGUAGCUAGCACGAAUUCGAACGAAAUGAAAGCGUGAGGCAGAGGGUUCGAGGUUGGUCGUAGCUAUAAAGUAAUAAUUGCGCCAGUUCUAAGGCAGAUGAAAGUAACGGUUUGUUUAAGUAUUGUAUUGCAAUAAAACGUGACAGUUGGUGCAAAAUAAA